AUGGAAGAUCAGGAGAAUGACUACGAUGAAGCAAAUAAUGAACAAGUUAAUGCAGAAUCAAUGUUCUUAUUCAGACAAACUGUAGGGGCGAUUUUAAAUUAUUACGCCAAAUACAUGCUCAAGGAACCAUGCCGUACAUCUCAACGAACAGGUCAUACACUCAUGCACGAAAUACUAAAUGGUAAUGAAACUCGAUGUUACCAAGAUUUUCGUAUGACAAAAUCAAUUUUUUUGGAUUUAUGUCGUGAUUUAACCGAAACAUAUGGUCUCACCCCUACACGAGGAAUGUCUGUGCCUGAAUCAGUCGGAAUAUUUUUGAUGAUUUGUGGGUAUGGGGUUGGGAAUCGAUUAAUACAAGAAAUGUUCAAUCAUUCUGGUGAGACAAUUAGCCGGCAAUUUCAUAGAGUUUUGGUUGCUGUUAAUAAGUUCGCUAUUGAUAUUAUUAAACCACAUCCAAAUUACAAUGAUGGGGAAGGAUACCACAAACUGAAUAAUCCCAAGUAUUUGCCAUUCUUUAAGGAUUGUAUUGGAGCUAUUGAUGGUACUCAUGUAAAGGCUCGGUUGCCACGAGGGUGGGAGGGAUCAGCUCAUGAUGCUAGAAUAUUUGGUGAAGCAAUUCGAAGGUCCGACUUGAAUUUUCCCCACCCAACAGGAGAGAAAUAUUAUCUAGUAGAUGCAGGAUACUCUCAUACGACUGGAUACAUGGGGCCAUACAAAGGUGAGAAUAUAAGAUAUCAUCUUGAAGAUUUUCGACGUGCAAGAACAAGCCGAUUGCGUGCACCAAGAGGGCAUAAAGAGUCAUUUAAUUACUUACAUUCUUCUUGCAGAAUGGUUGUUGAGCGGACUUUUGGAGUAUGGAAGAAAAGAUUUAGAGUUUUGGGAGAUAUGCCUGCAUAUAAUUUUGAUACCCAACGAGACAUUGUUUUAGGUACAAUGGCCAUCCAUAACUAUAUUAGAAAGAAAGGGGUACAUGAUGUUGCAUUCACUGCAGUUGAAAACGAAAAUUAUAUUCCUGAUGCACAAUCUGUGACACCAUCUGAUAGUCAAAGGAACGAUGAAGUGGACCGGAGUGAUAUUUAUUGGAUGGCAAUGCGAGAUGCUAUAGCUCUAGAUAUUGGACAAUCACGAUAA
Molecule: messenger RNA, 1131 nt
Organism: Diospyros lotus (date-plum)
Lineage: Eukaryota; Viridiplantae; Streptophyta; Magnoliopsida; Ericales; Ebenaceae
Exons: 3
Coding region: 1-1131 (376 amino acids)
Source: RefSeq, a predicted model, not a curated record